Molecule: messenger RNA, 1703 nt
Organism: Aedes albopictus (Asian tiger mosquito)
Lineage: Eukaryota; Metazoa; Arthropoda; Insecta; Diptera; Culicidae
Gene: Gbeta5
Product: guanine nucleotide-binding protein subunit beta-5
Exons: 5
Coding region: 182-1240 (352 amino acids)
Biological process (GO): G protein-coupled dopamine receptor signaling pathway; G protein-coupled receptor signaling pathway
Cellular component (GO): cytoplasm; heterotrimeric G-protein complex
Molecular function (GO): signaling receptor complex adaptor activity; protein binding
Source: RefSeq, a predicted model, not a curated record
CAAAGUGCUGUCCUACCCCUCCGCAGUUUUGUUGACAGAGAUUUGUUUAUUGAUUUUUCCGCACCUGUCAAGUGGUGCAAAAAUUUGCUGCAAAAUUCAGUCCACUUUCGGCAGUAGCUGGUGUAACUUUUCCUCCUUGCGCUCGGAACCACAAAAAUCCGCAAAAAUAACGGUGAAAAAUAUGACCGAGGUCCUGAGCAACAACACUACCGACAAGGUAGCUGCGCUUGUGAAGGAAGCCGAAUCGCUCAAGGCCAAACUGGAGGAGGAACGGCAGAAGCUGAACGAUGUCACUCUAUCUUCCGUGGCUGAGCGGCUUGAAAUGAUCACGUAUCUCAACAUCAAGCCCCGCCGGGUACUCAAGGGGCACCAGGCAAAAGUACUGUGUUCCGAUUGGUCGCCCGACAAGAGGCACAUCGUUUCGUCUUCGCAGGAUGGGAAGUUGAUCAUCUGGGAUGCUUUUACCAACUACAAAGAGCAUGCCGUAACGAUGCCCACUACAUGGGUGAUGGGCUGCUCGUACGCUCCGUCCGGGAACCUGGUGGCUUGCGGUGGACUGGAUAAUAAAGUAACGGUGUAUCCGAUUACUAUGGAAGAAGAUAUUUCUUCCCGAAAGAAAACCGUUGGAACGCACACGAGCUACAUGUCUUGCUGCAUUUUUCCCAACUCGGACCAACAGAUACUGACCGGAAGUGGCGAUUCCACUUGCGCUUUGUGGGAUGUCGAAUCGGGCCAGUUGCUCCAAAGCUUCCACGGUCACACAGGGGAUGUAAUGUCAAUAGAUCUGGCACCGAACGAAACUGGUAAUACUUUUGUGUCGGGCAGUUGCGAUAAAAUGGCAUUCAUCUGGGACAUGCGGAGCGGCCAUGUUGUCCAGUCAUUUGAGGGACAUCAGUCCGAUGUCAACAGCGUCAAAUUUCAUCCCAGCGGAGAUGCAAUCAGUACUGGUUCAGACGAUAGCACUUGUCGACUGUUCGAUAUGAGAGCGGAUAAGGAAGUGGCCGUAUUCAGCAAGGAUAGCAUAAUAUUUGGUGUCAACUCGGUCGACUUUUCCGUCAGCGGUAGAUUGUUGUUCGCUGGAUAUAAUGAUUACACAGUAAAUGUAUGGGAUACACUCAAAGCACAACGCGUUUGUCUACUAUAUGGCCAUGAAAAUAAGGUAUCUUGCCUACAAGUUUCUCCGGAUGGCACAGCAUUGUCCACCGGAAGCUGGGAUUUCACCCUUAGAAUAUGGGCUUAAGUAACGCAAUGUGUCGUCAAACAAUAGAAUAUAUCACACAAACAAAGCGCAAUCGCUGUAGUAUUGAAAAAUUACAAUGAAUGAAGUAUUAGGAAGAACUAAUAAGAGUUGUUGUGUCUCUCUGUCUAUAACUAAAGAUAUUCUAUCAAAAUAUCGUUGAUUAGUCAAAACAAAUGCAUUUAUAAUCAAAAAUUUUUCGGAUGCUUUUGCCUUAGACCAAUAUUUGUUUUAUACUUAGGCGUAUUUUCCUUUGUAAUUUAUAUUUUACCAAAGAUGAAUAUGUACAAAUCAUUUUACCAUUUUAUUACGAUUCAGAAAACUGUCAUACAAAUCCAUUGAAUAGCAUAAUUAGAACAUAUUUAUUAUAUUUGUUAUUAUUUAUAUUACGUGCCAUGCUGCUAGCAUUAGCAAAACUAUUUACCUAAACUCAAUAAACUGAAUGUAUUCUCUAUAUGUGUAAUAA